This is a messenger RNA of Paramecium sonneborni, 838 nucleotides long. The record is from the annotation of a GenBank genome assembly. NCBI's taxonomy places the organism in Eukaryota, Ciliophora, Oligohymenophorea, Peniculida, Parameciidae.
UUUAUGAUGAUUUUCAUAAAUGGUGACAAUUCUUCAUGGACUUUAGUCAUAGUUACACUGAUUAAUAAAACUAUAUUCUUAUGAUGUAAAAUCACGUACGGUCUGCUGAAAAUUCAUGCGGAUAUUACGAAAACCCAUUACUGAUUAUAUAUAUAAUAAUUUAAUGAACUUAGACCCUAACCAAAUGAUCUUAAUGAAAUUGCAUUCAUGAGCCAAAGAUAAAUGGAAUUAAUAUUCACAGUGGACUCUAUAUAGGAAAUAUUGAUUAUGCUAAAGAUCAAUAUUUACUAUACAAAUUAUAUAUUCAGACUGCAUUAAAUAUAAUUGAUUUUCCUCAAGUAAAUUUAUGUUAUAAUUACUUACAUUUCAAAAUAUCAUUUCUUGAUUCAGAGUUUAAAUCAUUACUUGAUCAUUUUUCCUAUGUGUUCAAUUUUUUUGAUGAAAAUAGAAAUAUAAACAAAUGUUAUGGUACAUGCUAUUCUCGAAUUUCUAUAAAUUCUACUAUUUUUUUAGCUUAAUUAAUGUAAUAUUUUAAAAGGAAUUUCAUUCUUCUAACUAAAUAUUAUGGUGUUUAAGAAAAUAGAUUUUAUCUAAUGAAGGGUUUAUUAAAUUAUUAAGAGUUUAUGAAUAAUUUAUAAAAAAAGUAAAUUAGAUAGAGAAUUCUGAUUAUAAGAAUGUCAAUAAGAAUUUAUAAUAUGAAACUAAAACAAAUUAGUUUUUAAAAUAAAUUGAAUUAGAAAUUGAAGAAAGAAAAAAGAAUUUAGAAAUACUAAAACAAAAAUACUAAUAAAUUUAGAAUACUAAAUUGAUAUCUCAUUAAUCUAAAAUUGUUUUGUGA